Messenger RNA from Chinchilla lanigera (long-tailed chinchilla), 3688 nucleotides. Its product is annotated as guanine nucleotide-binding protein G(s) subunit alpha. NCBI's taxonomy places the organism in Eukaryota, Metazoa, Chordata, Mammalia, Rodentia, Chinchillidae. Gene Ontology annotation, cellular component: heterotrimeric G-protein complex. Bases 15 to 3398 code for a protein of 1127 amino acids. Gene Ontology annotation, molecular function: D1 dopamine receptor binding; GTPase activity; GTP binding. The transcript has 13 exons. Gene Ontology annotation, biological process: sensory perception of chemical stimulus; adenylate cyclase-activating dopamine receptor signaling pathway. The record is from RefSeq and is a predicted model, not a curated record.
GCCGCCACCGUGUUAUGGGCAUGCGCAACUGCCUCCACGGCAAUAAUAUGCCAGGACAACGCGAUAUCCCCCCUGAAAUCGGGGAACAGCCCGAACAACAACCUUUGGAGGCCCCAGGGGCAGCUACCCCCAGUGCUGGGCCUGGCGCAGCCGAAGAGAUGGAGGCCCAACCGUCUCACAAUGAGCCCGUCUCCUUCGAGGUUGAGGGCGAGGUCGGUGGACGCCCAGAGGUCUCCCCGCCCAACGUCCAGGGCCUCCGCCUGGGAACUGAGGAAGAUGGAGCCUGUGGAAACUACAGCCCACCCCCUGAAGAAGCCAUGCCUUUCGAGGUCGAGCAGCCCAGCGUGGGAAUUUUCUGGGCUUCGCAGGAGCAGCCUGGAUCCUCCAGUGGGGCCCCUGCGGCCCUUGAGACCUCCCGCGCAGGGCUCGGGGAGCCCGGAUCGUUCGAUGGUGAGAGGCCGGGUCAGGGAAGCUACAGCCCUCCACCAGAAGAAGCUAUGCCCUUCGAGUUUGACCAGCCUGCGCACGGAGGCUGCAGCCCACCUGUCUUGCAGAUCUCAGACCUUGCUUCAGGCGGUCCAUGUUCAGGGGUCCCCGAAGCUCCCGAGGAGCCCCGAUCCUUCAGCGCUGAAAAUGCUGGCUUCGGAGGAAGAUACAGCCCUCCCCCUGAGGAGGCUGUGCCAUUUGAGCUUGAUGGAGGGGCAUUUGGGGACGACAGCCCACCCCCCGGGCUCCCCCGAGUUAUCCCAGAAAUCGAUGGUGACGGCCAGUUCGCGGCUGCCGCGGUCCAGAGUACGGUCUGCCUCGCUCCCGCCGCAAACGCGCCUCCUCUGCGGGUCCCAGACGCCAUCGGCAGCCCAUCCCGCGAGGCUGUCAGACCUCCUAACUUCGCCGGCGACAGCCCCCGGAUGGAGAUCUCCGGACCCCGGCUCAAGAUUGGUAGAUCCCCCGUUGGGGUCGACGACGCUCCUGUCAACAUGGACAGCCCCCCAAUCGCGAAAGAUGGCCCGCCCAUCGAGGUCUCGGGAGCCCCAGAUAAGAGGGAGCGAGCAGAGAGACCCCCAGUCGAGGGAGCCGCAGCCGAGAUGGAAGGAGGCUCAGCGACCGCCGGUGCGGAGCAAGGAAAUGUCCCCUCUCCGGGGGACGGAUCCCCUGCCACCGGGGCAGCCCCUGCUGCGCCAACAGAUCCUGGCUCCGGGGCAGCCCCUGCCGCGCCAACAGAUCCUGGCUCCGGGGCAGCCCCUGCGGCGCCAACAGAUCCUGGCUCCGGGGCAGCCCCUGCCGCGCCAACAGAUCCUGGCUCCGGGGCAGCCCCUGCCGCGCCAACAGAUCCUGGCUCCGGGGCAGCCCCUGCCGCGCCAAGCGAUCCCGACGCCCCAGCGGAUCCUGGCUCCGAGGGAGCCACUGUCGCCCCAGCCGAUCCAGCCGUCACCAGGGCAGCCCCGGCGGCCCCAGUCGAUCCCGACACCCGGGCAGUCUCUGCUGCGCCAAAGGUUCCUGACGCCGCCGGGACAGCCCGAGCCGACCCAGACUCCGGAGGAGUCCCUGCCGCCCGAGCCGAUCCUGACUCCCGGAGAGCCCCAGUCGCUCCAGCCGAUCCAGCCGCUGCCCGGGCAGUCCCUGCUGCCCCAGCCAAUCCUGGCCCCAGGGCGGCCCGCGCCGCGCCAGCCGAUCCUGAGAUCCGGCGAGUCCCGUUCGAACCAACAAUACGGGCAACCUUCACCGGCCGAGCCAAUCCUGUUGUCCGAUCCUUCUCUACGGCUCCCAUCGCCCGGGCACCCCCUGCGGCCCGGGCAGCCCCUAUCCCCCGAGCAGCACCCAUCGCCCGGGCAGCCUCGGUCGCCGCGGUCUCCGGGGCCAGCCGCAGUCUCCAUUUCCUCAGGCCCCCCAGCCCCGAGAUUCAGGUUGCUGACCCGCCUACUCCGCGGCCUACUCGGGCGCCCGCCUGGCGGGGCAAAUUGGAACGCGGCCGCAGCCACCUCCGCUACGAAGCACCGGGGCAGAUCGACGACUCCUCCAGCGAUGAGUCCGAGGACGGGGCCACCGGAUGCUUCCAGUGGCUUCAGCGCCGAGAUCGCCGCCGCAGAAAGCCGCAGCGCAACUUAUUCCGCAACUUCAUCUCCCAAACCUUCGGGGGCUGCUUCGGCGGAUGUGGGGGUCCCCAGCCCAGAGGCGCGAGCUCCUCCAAGGUCAAGAAGGACUAUGUGGUUGACCAGCGCAGACAGAUGCGCAAAGAAGCCAUUGAGAUGCGCACCCAGACGCGCGCAGCGAAGACACGCAGCAAGCUCAUCGACAAGCAACUCGAGGAGGAGAAGAUGGGCUACGUGUGCACGCACCGCCUGCUGCUUCUAGGUGCUGGAGAAUCUGGUAAAAGCACCAUUGUGAAGCAGAUGAGGAUCCUGCAUGUUAAUGGGUUUAAUGGAGAGGGCGGCGAAGAGGACCCGCAGGCUGCAAGGAGCAACAGCGAUGGUGAGAAGGCCACCAAAGUACAGGACAUCAAAAACAACCUGAAGGAGGCUAUUGAAACCAUCGUGGCAGCCAUGAGCAACCUGGUGCCCCCCGUGGAGCUGGCCAACCCUGAGAACCAGUUCAGAGUGGACUACAUUCUGAGCGUGAUGAACGUGCCUGACUUUGACUUCCCACCUGAAUUCUACGAGCAUGCCAAGGCUCUCUGGGAGGAUGAAGGAGUGCGCGCCUGCUAUGAGCGCUCCAACGAGUACCAGCUGAUUGACUGUGCCCAGUACUUUCUGGACAAGAUUGAUGUCAUCAAGCAGGCCGACUACGUGCCCAGCGACCAGGACCUGCUUCGCUGCCGUGUCCUGACCUCUGGAAUCUUUGAGACCAAAUUCCAGGUGGACAAAGUCAACUUCCACAUGUUCGAUGUGGGCGGCCAGCGCGAUGAACGCCGCAAAUGGAUCCAGUGCUUCAAUGAUGUGACUGCCAUCAUCUUCGUGGUGGCCAGCAGCAGCUACAACAUGGUCAUUCGGGAGGACAACCAGACCAACCGCCUGCAGGAGGCUCUGAACCUCUUCAAGAGCAUCUGGAACAACAGAUGGCUGCGCACCAUCUCUGUGAUUCUGUUCCUCAACAAGCAAGAUCUGCUCGCUGAGAAAGUCCUUGCUGGGAAAUCGAAGAUUGAGGACUACUUUCCAGAAUUUGCUCGCUACACUACUCCUGAGGAUGCUACUCCCGAACCUGGAGAGGACCCACGCGUGACCCGGGCCAAGUACUUCAUUAGAGAUGAGUUUCUGAGAAUCAGCACUGCUAGUGGAGAUGGGCGCCACUAUUGCUACCCUCACUUUACCUGCGCUGUGGACACUGAGAACAUCCGCCGUGUGUUCAACGACUGCCGUGACAUCAUCCAGCGCAUGCACCUUCGUCAGUACGAGCUGCUCUAAGAAGGGAACUCCAAAUUUAAUGAGAGCCUUAAGCACAAUUAAUUAAAAGUGAAACGUAAUUGUACAAGCAGUUAAUCACCCACCAUAGGGCAUGAUUAACAAAGCAACCUUUCCUUUCCCCUGAGUGAUUUUUGCGAAACCCCUUUUCCCUUCAGCUUGCUUAGAUGUUCCAAAUUUAGACAGCUUAAGGCGGCCUACAGAAAAAGAAAAAGGCCACAAAAGUUCCCUCUCACUUUCAGUAACUAAAAUAACAGCAGCAAACAGAAAUAAAAUAAAUGAAAUAAAUGAAA